Octopus sinensis (East Asian common octopus) is the source of this 1464-nucleotide messenger RNA. RefSeq names its product zinc finger protein 239-like. The transcript is spliced from 3 exons. Gene Ontology annotation, biological process: regulation of transcription by RNA polymerase II. Bases 108 to 1067 code for a protein of 319 amino acids. Gene Ontology annotation, molecular function: DNA-binding transcription factor activity; RNA polymerase II cis-regulatory region sequence-specific DNA binding. The record is from RefSeq and is a predicted model, not a curated record. Lineage: Eukaryota; Metazoa; Mollusca; Cephalopoda; Octopoda; Octopodidae.
AUACCGCUAAGCAUUUCAAGCAACAGAAAUAACUGGGGAAUAGAAUAUAAAAAAAAAGAAGAAAAAAAAGAAAAACAUUUGGACUUUGUGGUGAGAGGAGAAAAAAAAUGGAAAAUGAAUUACGUGAUAACGAGGUUAAUUGUAAUACACAGUCGUUAAGGAUUGAUUUUACUGAAGAUGAAACAGAAGAAGAAGGGAAAACAUCAUUUCACUGUGAUGUCUGCAACAAGUCCUUCUUUCUCAAAGAUGAACAGACGAUUCACAAAUGUUUCCAUGCAGGAGAGGAUCUCUAUCGCUGUGACAUCUGUGGUAAAUCAUUCUCUGAAAAGGUUCGUUUGACCACACAUAAACACAUUCACGCAGGUGUCGAGCCGUAUCGCUGUAACACCUGUGGUAAAUCAUUCUCUCAGAAUCACCACUUAACUACUCACAAAUACAUUCACACAGGAGAGAAACCUUAUCACUGUGAUAUCUGUGGUAAAUCAUUCUCUCAAAAUCACCACUUAACUGCUCACAAAUACAUUCACACAGGAGAGAAACCAUAUCAGUGUGAUAUCUGUGGUAAAUCAUUCUCUUUAAAUCAUCACUUAGCUAAACACAAACGUAUUCAUACAGGAGAGAAACCUUAUCAUUGUGAUAUCUGUGGUAAAUCAUUCUCUCAAAAUCAAAACUUAACUAAACACAAAUACAUUCACACAGGAGAGAAACCUUAUCAUUGUGAUAUAUGUGGUAAAUCAUUCUCUCAUAAUCAGCACUUAACUAAACACAAAUACAUUCAUACAGGAGAGAAACCUUAUCAUUGUGAUAUCUGUGGUAAAUCAUUCUCUCAGAAUCACCACUUAACUAAACACAAAUACAUUCACACAGGAGAGAAACCUUAUCAUUGUGAUAUAUGUGGUAAAUCAUUCUCUCAGAAUCCCCACUUAACUACUCACAAAUACAUUCACACAGGAGAGAAACCUUAUCAGUGUGAUAUCUGUGGUAAAUCAGUCUCUCAGGAUCAAAACCUAACUAAACAAAUACAUUCACACUGGAGAGAAACCUUAUCACUGCUAUAUCUGUGGUAAAUCAUUCUCUCAGAAUUUUGUGUUGACUACACACAUGCGUAUUCAUACAGAAGAAAAACCAUAAAACUGAUAUUUGUGGUAAAUCAUUCUCACAAAAUCAACAUUUAACUAAACACAAACCCUUCCAUACUGGAGAGAAACCAUUCUACUGUGAUACCUGUGGAAAGUCAUUCGCUGGUGACUUAAAUCCUCAUAAACACAUUCAUAGUAAAGAGAAGCCGUAUCACUGUGAUAUCUGUGGUAAAUCAUUCUCUUUAAAUCAUCACUUAGCUAAACACAAACUUAUUCAUACAGAAGGGAGGCCAUAUCACUGCGAUAUCUGUGGAAAGUCUUUUUCACAGAGCGAUGUCUUAAUCAAACACAAACGUGUUCACACAGGAGAGACGCCAUACGUGUG